Molecule: messenger RNA, 2534 nt
Organism: Mytilus trossulus (common blue mussel)
Lineage: Eukaryota; Metazoa; Mollusca; Bivalvia; Mytilida; Mytilidae
Product: monocarboxylate transporter 14-like
Exons: 6
Coding region: 1-2514 (837 amino acids)
Biological process (GO): transmembrane transport
Cellular component (GO): membrane
Molecular function (GO): monocarboxylic acid transmembrane transporter activity
Source: RefSeq, a predicted model, not a curated record
AUGACUAAUAAGGACUCAGAAGGUUGUGUGAAUGAAGCAUUUACAGAUAACAAAACAGCAAUGACCACUGUAGACUCAGAGGAACCAACAUAUCCGAUCACUUCUAAGACGGAACCCACAGUGAUUCCAGAACACUCAGAGGGACAGGCACACCCUGUCAUUUUUAAUAUGGAACCCACAGUGAUUCCAGAACACCCAGAGGGACAGGCACACCCUGUCAUUUCCCAGACGGAACCCACAGUGAUUCAAGAACACUCAGAGGGACAGGCACACCCUGUCACUUCUCAGACGGAACCCACAGUGAUUCAAGAACACUCAGAGGGACAGGCACACCCUGUCGUUUCUCAGACGGAACCAACAGUGAUUCCAGAACACUCAGAGGGACAGGCACAUCCAGUCAGUUCUAGGACGGAACCCACAGUGAUAACUUUAGACCGAGAGGGACAAACAAAUCAGAUCACUUCUAUGACGGAUAUAUCUGUAAACUGUUCUGAAACGCCUGUGGUUCAUUCUGUAACAGAAAGUACCGACUCGUCACAUGAAAACCGUGGAGUUAUAACUACAUCUGACACCAGAGAGGUCAACAACAUAGCUUACCAUGAACAAACAGAGGUAGAUGGACAGGAUUCACAGAAAAAAGAUACACUGAAUGCUGAAUUGCAGAUAACUAAAUCUGUGCAAACGUCUAUACCGGAAAAGGAAAAAAAAGAUACUGAAUCUGUUUUACAGGUUAUCCCCGAAAGGAAAGAAGAAGACACCGAAUCUGUUUUACAGGUUGUUUCCGAAAGGAAGGGAGAAGACGCCGAAUCUGUUUUACAGGUUGUUCCCGAAAGGAAAGAAGAAGACACCGAAUAUGUUUUACAUGUUGUUCCCAAAUGGAAAGACAAAGAUAUAGUUAUUCAACUUCCAGCGGAUGAAUGUAACUUAUACUUCAAUACAGAAAUGAAAAGAGAACAAGAGUUAAAGGAAAAGUCAGAUAAAUUUGCAGAUGAUGGUCUUGAAGAGACUGUCACAAAUGUAGACGGGGCUCAGGAUGGGGGAUGGGGCUGGUUCAUUGUUUUGAGCAGUUUGAUGAUCCAUGUUAUCAUUGGAGGCUUAGAUAGAUCGGGAGGUAUACUGUAUCUAAAAUUUGAGGAGAAGUUCAAGACACCAGCUGCAGUUACAGCCUGGGUACCAUCUAUAUCUGGUGGAUUACGACUUUCUUUAGGUCCUGUCGUAAGUGUUAUGUGUCAUAGAUUCUCAUUCCGAUCCGUGGUUAUUUGGAGUGGACUUAUUCUGACUUUUGCCUUAAUAAUUUCAGGAUUUGCACCAAACAUAUACGUUCUAUUUGUGAGUUACGGUGUGAUUGGAGGUUUAGGACAGGCAAUGGCAUAUUCUCCCGCUGUUGUUAUUGUAAGUGCAUAUUUUCACAAAAAGCUUGGUACAGCUAUUGGACUAGCUACAUCAGGUGUUGGUCUUGGAACUUUUGCCAUACCACUUUUACUAGAGGCCUCUUUCACGUACUAUGGAUAUUUAGGAGCUUUAAUUAUGGCAGCAGCAGCAUCGUUUGAAAUAAUUGUUUGUGGAGCUCUGAUGAGACCAAUAUCUCUUCACAGACGCAUUACAGAGUAUAACAACAAGAAAAGGCAAGAUAUAAUAUCGGUCAGCAGUUUCUCUGCAAAUCAGAAUCGAAUCAUGUCGGAUUCAGAGCAGUCAACAAAGACAGAGCUAACUACAGAUGCUAGCCGAAAACGUCAAAAUGCAAUAAAACCACAACUUCUUAAUGACGUCGACAUUGUUAUUUCAGUUUCAGAAAACAAACGUAAACUGACCAGUAGAAAAUCCGUUGUUUCUAUGCUUCGCCGUGCAUCGUCUUUAUUCUUAUUUCAGCGUGAUUCCAGUAAAACAAAGACCAAAACUAAGUUCUUUGACUUUUCUCUUUUGAAAGAUCUAAGAUAUAGCGCAUUUUGUGUUGCAAUUUUACUAUUUACAUUAGCGUUCUCUUCUGGUAUGGUGUUUCUUCCUGCCUUUGCUCUACAGAUAGGAACAAGUGAAUUUGAAGCCGCGUACACAGUAGUUGUGUCGGGUGUAUCGGAUGGAAUUGGUAGACUAUUAGCAGGUUUCCUCUUUGACCGGAAGUUUAUGAAACCAUAUCGCAUUUACAUAUACAAUGUUCUAAUCGCUUUCAUGGGUGUUGUAUCAUUGAUUAUACCGUCAGUAACAACUUUCCAACAGCUCGCUGUAGCUUGUGCUAUAUAUGGAUUUACCAUAGGGAUGUACGUCUCCCAGAAGUCUGUUAUCAUCGUGGAUCUUCUUGGUAUUGAGAAUUUGUCCAAAUCUUUUGGUUUAGUUCUGUUCUUUCAGGGUAUUGGUGAUUUUAUUGGUCCUCCACUUUCAGGGCUCUUAAAAGAUUUGAAUGGCACGUACGACUAUGCAUUUUAUUUUGGUGGAAUCGCUGUUUUACUUGGAUCGUGUGUUCUUCUUGUGUCUAACAUUAUACAUUUCCUAAAGUCAAGACAGGAAUACCAGAUAUAACGCUAACUAUGGGUACCAGC